GUACAUGACUGCAAAAAUCAUUGUAAAGUUCUUCUGUCAAAAGUUCAGGACAAUGGACAGCAAGAAAGAACCUGAAGAAUCCCCGGACACGACCAGUGCAGGUGCAGACAGUACUACCACAGCAGUACCAAUAGAAGAAACCAAACCUUCCAGCUCGACAGAAAGCAGCCAGACCUCAUCUACAGAACCUGGGCUUUUACCAGGGGAGACAGUUGUGAGAGAGGGAAAGGCUGCCAUUUUAUUCCCAAGUGCUAAUGAGGUGUUCUACAACCCUGUGCAGGAAUUCAAUCGAGAUUUAACGUGUUCGGUGAUCACAGAGUUUGCUAGGGAGCAGCUGGCUCAGAGGGGCAUCCGGAUCUUGAUCCCGGGUGAGAAAGAUCGAGUUGUGGUUCAACUCUCGGAGGAGAAGAAUGGAAAGGUGGACCAGGAAACAUCAGAACAGCCUGAAAAUGAGCAGCAAAUGGAAGAAGAGGGUGACAAGAAAGAGUUCAUCACUGCAUCUGUAGGGGAAAGAUGUGAGCAAGGUCUGCGUGUGCUGGAGGGUCUGGCAGCAUCAGGCCUGCGUUCUGUACGUUUUGCUCUGGAGCUUCCUGGCCUGAAGAGCAUCACUGCUAAUGAUUACUCUGCUAAAGCUGCUGCCCUGAUCGCCCGCAAUGCACAACACAACAACGUGUCCCACAUACUGCAAGCCAGCCAAAGAGAUGCUAGUAUGGUGAUGUAUGAGGCAAGAGGGAGGAAGGAACUAUAUGAUGUUAUUGAUCUUGACCCCUAUGGCAGCCCUUCUCCAUUUCUGGAUGCAGCUGUGCAGGCUGUCAGUGAGGGUGGGUUGCUCUGCAUUACGUGUACGGAUAUGGCUGUAAUGGCUGGAAAUAGCGGGGAGACCUGCUACAGCAAAUAUGGCUCUGUGUCCAUCAAGUCCAAAUACUGUCAUGAGAUGGCUUUACGUAUAAUUCUGCACAGUUUAGAUCAGAGAGCAGCUGUUUAUCAGCGCUACAUUGAACCUCUCUUGAGUGUGAGUGUGGAUUUCUACAUCCGUGUAUUCGUCAGAGUCAAAACAGGCCAAGUCGUGGUCAAAAAUUCUGCAAGACAAAAUAGUAUAGGAUUUGAUUCAGCCAUUUAUCAAACUGUUCUUAUCUUGGGCGGUCCCAUCUGGGCGGAGCCUAUUCAUGACAUUACAUUUGUUCAGAAGGUUCUGAGUGCCAUUUCAGGGAACCCCACCCGCUUCAGAACGUCCAAGCGGAUCGAGGGGGUGCUUAGCAUGGUGACCGAGGAGCUGCAGGAUAUUCCUCUGUAUUAUGUUUUGGAUCAUUUAAGCAGCACAGUUCACUGCAACACUCCGUCCAUGCUGCAGUUCAGGUCAGCUCUCCUGCACGCUGGGUACAGAGUGUCUCUCUCUCAUGCCUGCAAAAAUGCAGUGAAGACCGACGCUCCUGCUGAGGUGUUGUGGAACAUCAUUCGUUGCUGGGAAAAGUCCAACCCUGUGAAAAGAGAGCGGUUAUCAGAAACCAGUCCUGCUCACCGCAUUCUCUCCAAAGAGCCAACUCUUCAAGCCUGCUUUGAAAUCAGAGAAGACGCAAACCCUCAAUCACGAAAACGGCACCUCACACGUUUCCAGGAGAACCCACAGGCCAACUGGGGACCCAAAGCCCGUGCCAAAGCUGGUGGAGGAAUCUCCUCUGAGCUGGAGGACAAAAGGAAACAGUUUCAGGGUAAAAGAAAGAAACCGAUCACAGACUCUUCUCAACUCAAGAGCUUCCCCUGUAAGAAGUUUCGGAAGGGAACAUGUACAUAUGGAGAUAAAUGCUGUUAUUCGCAUGAACACGAGCAAGAAACUGAGGAAAAGAUGGACUAAGUGGUUUUCUCACUACUGCAUAAUGCAUGUGUCCAAAUGUGUACAGAUUCGCAACUAAAGUUUAUGUUAAGUGGAGUUGUGCCAUGCAAGUUUAAUUUUUCUGGCGAUGCGUUGGUGGGACACAUUUUAUUAUUUGCAGUCAUUUUAUAUUUUGAAUGUUCUAGUUUUGCCUGGCAAGUAAAUACUAAGUGAAUGGUUAUGUAUUUCUAUUCAGCAUGAGCGGGACACAUCAUGUAUCAUUUAAAAACAAUUUAUUACUGGUCAUUAAAUUUAUUCCACAGUUCAUUCUUU
Molecule: messenger RNA, 2143 nt
Organism: Sinocyclocheilus grahami
Lineage: Eukaryota; Metazoa; Chordata; Actinopteri; Cypriniformes; Cyprinidae
Product: tRNA (guanine(26)-N(2))-dimethyltransferase-like
Exons: 15
Coding region: 5-1852 (615 amino acids)
Biological process (GO): tRNA N2-guanine methylation
Cellular component (GO): nucleus
Molecular function (GO): metal ion binding; tRNA (guanine) methyltransferase activity; RNA binding
Source: RefSeq, a predicted model, not a curated record